CUGAUAUUUGGCUGUUUUUUCUUCGUUAGGGUAUAUUUUACAAGAGUAAUAAAUAUGAUGAAGGAUAUGAAGGAGAUGAAGGAGAUGAAGGAGAUGAAGGAUAAGCAGGAUAUGGAGGAGAUGAAGGAGAUGAAGGAGAUGAAGGAGAUGAAGAAGAAAAGGAAGAAGAUGAAGAAGAUGAAGAAGAUGAAGGAGAUAGUGUUUGAUAUGAAGGAGAUAGAGAUGGAUAUGAAGGAGAUAGAGAUGGAGGUGAAGGAGAUGAAGGAGAUGAACGAGAUAAAGAGGGCUACGCAGAAGCAGGCUGGGGCUGUAACAUGGGUCUAUUGGGACAUCAAGAUGUGCCCGGUUCCGGAUGGCUUUCAUCCUCGUCUUGUCCGUCCGAGUAUUAAGCGGUUAUUGGAGAAGAAUGGCUACGGUGGUGGUCCUCUCAACGUCAUUGCCUAUGGAAAACUAGCGGACGUCCCUCUUGAAACCCUGAGAGAGGUCUUUUCCAGUGGAAUCGAUCUUAAACUUCUCCCCCACGGUAACCUUUCAGGUUACAUUGAUUUGUCAUAUCCAGCUAAUAUUAUGGUCAUAUCCGAUCCAAAAGCCUGCCCUUAUUCAACUUCCGGUCUACAAGCACUCGGCAAAAACCCUAUCCAGCCAUUUCCAUAUCAUUCUCUUUCCACCUUACUUAUGAAAUAUUCAGGGGUAGUUGGGGAGGAAACGGCUGAAUCUGCCUUGUGGGAUUGCUUGGUAUGUGCCCGUGAUCCUCCUGGCCAAAGCUUUGCAACUUUCAUCUCGCAUUUAUCUGAUGAAGAACAUCAUGAACGGCUGAUUAGGAGGUUUCACCGCUCAUGUUACUAGUAGGCGACAUAAACGCGAGUUGUUGGACUAUUUGCCUGCGGAUCAUCGUUUUACUAAGACGUGAAGAAGAAGAAGAAGAAGAAUAAAGCGAAACUCGUAUGAUUUGAAGGCCCAUGGUGUGGGUUUAACUAGUAUGAUUAUUGGGUUUUCAAGUCUCUUUUUUUCCUUUUUGUUUUUUUUUUUUUCAAUUAAAUAAAAGCGAAACUCGUGUAAUGGCAGAAGUAACUUAAAGAACAAGUAAACAAAAUGGUUUUGUUUUAUGCA
Camelina sativa (false flax) is the source of this 1110-nucleotide messenger RNA. NCBI's taxonomy places the organism in Eukaryota, Viridiplantae, Streptophyta, Magnoliopsida, Brassicales, Brassicaceae. The record is from RefSeq and is a predicted model, not a curated record.